Cadophora gregata is the source of this 234-nucleotide messenger RNA. RefSeq lists its product as uncharacterized. Bases 1 to 234 code for a protein of 77 amino acids. The record is from RefSeq and is a predicted model, not a curated record. NCBI's taxonomy places the organism in Eukaryota, Fungi, Ascomycota, Leotiomycetes, Helotiales, Ploettnerulaceae. The transcript has 2 exons.
AUGUUUACACUCGCCAGCAGAGACCACCACUGUCUUAAUAUCACGACGAGUAUACCUGAAGUUUCAAUCUCCGCGUUGCUGCAAACUGCCCUUGCUGUCUCUGUACACGCGUUCUGCACGAAACAAGACCUACAAAAGAACUACCCCCCAGGCUUACACGAGACGUUCCUCGUCUUCCCCCUCCUCCCCGUCGAGCUUCAAAUCCAGAUUUUCCUCUUCGCCAGCAGACAUUGA